AUGGAUGAAGAGCAAGAUGCUAGACUAGAGGAUGAUGUUGUUCGAGAAGAGGAGUAUGGAGAGAUUAGAGUGGAGGAGGAAAUGAUUGGUGGGGGAGUUAUCAGUAUCAUUGAUCUCAAUAAUGAUUAUUAUCUCGUGGCAUUCUCACAUGAAGACGACAAGAAGGCGACGAUGACUAAUGGGCCCUGGUUUAUCUACGAUCAUUACUUAACGGUGCAGGAAUGGAGACCAAAUUUCCAACCGGAGAGUGACACUAUUGAAGAAGUUGUCGUGUGA
This is a messenger RNA of Vicia faba (fava bean), 276 nucleotides long. The record is from the annotation of a GenBank genome assembly. NCBI's taxonomy places the organism in Eukaryota, Viridiplantae, Streptophyta, Magnoliopsida, Fabales, Fabaceae.